AUGAACUCGAAACAAAGUGACGACGUUUCGGGACAGAAAGACGGCUACGGCUACGGCUACAGCGCAGACAUGAACGACAAGACGGUCGCUUCUGAGAAUCCCUCGGAUCGAUACGUCUGCCCUCGCUGCCGUCAAGAAAUGUCCUCGACUACAAAGGAUGAACACCAUGAUUGGCACUUUGCAAAGGACUUGCAAGAAGGAGAUGGUCCAUCGCCUUCAGAGCACCAUGAUCCCACCGCUCAUCAGGGAGAUGGUCCAUCGCCUUCAGAGCACCAUGCUCCCACCGCUUAUCAGGAACAAAAGCAAGCUGGGCCUGGCGACACUCAACCCCCGCUGUACGCACCGCCAUCAUAUCCGCCGCCUCAGAGUAGUGCGGGCAGUACGAGCAGGGUAACGGCCACUCACCGCCAUACAAACCAAGUCAUCGAAGCGGCACAUCUUCGUGCCAGAGAUGAGCAACAAAUGCAAAAUGCUCUACAAACCCUUCAGAUGCAGUACGGUAUCUAUAAUAGCGAGAUCGAGCCGGAGCAUGAGGCGGAUUACUAUUGUGGCUGUCCCAUCCACCAUUACCAGAGAAUGAAGUGGAACCGAUCCGGAGUGCAGGACAUCUGGUCAAAAGCCGUCAUGUAUCCUGGAGAAAAGGCUUACAACGACAAUUACCGAUCCUCCGGAUUGUUCAGUAGUAACCCCUAUAGGCUGCGUGUGGUGUCGCCGUACGGCUACUACCAAUCUGCCUGGGGAGUGCAGCGACCUAGCCCAAAAUAUCAUGCCCAGUCAAUUCAUCAAACCAUUGCCCUCAACAACAGCCUGAAUGUCGAGGCACAAGCCAAGAUCGAUGCCAGAGAGCCAAGAAUCAAUAUCUGGGAUGAUGGCGCUCUAGACGCCAGAAUGUCGCAAUUGAGCGUCGCCGCCGCCAACGACACAAAGAAAUCGGUCAAUAGGCCCGACGAAAAGUCAGCCGAGCCUCCAUCCAGUCUUGCCCUACCCUCUGCUACUGGCGGCGAAGUGACGCGCGGCAAACCAUCCAAACUUUCGAGCUUUCGAAAAUCCAUUGGACUCAAAUCUUCCGAAGAGAAAGCCGUGGCAAAAACAGGGAAAACAAUUGACCAAGGCCGUAAUUUACGGAAUGCCAUUUUGGCCGAAGAGAAUGGAAGGUGGCCCGAUGACGAAUGGCGAGCCAUUGUUGCAGUCUACCAGGAGAAGGUAGGCAUGACCUCGAAGAUCGCGGACCUUCGAGCUCGGCAUCCUAUUCAAUACUUGCACUUGCUCCGAGCCGGCUAUUUCGAGCCUAUCCCCGUGGCCUGGGCCAACCAAGCCUCCAAUCCCCUCAAAUUUAGCAUUGAAGCCGCUGGAGGAUGGAGGGGAAUCACUCCUACAUGGAGAGGAUACGAGGAUACUGCGGAAGAGCGAUUGUAUUGGGUCUUGAAUCACAGAGAAGGGAGCAUUGGAAUGAGAAUGAAGCCUGAUUUCAUCUCUGAAAUGAAUAUGGCCCGAGCCAGAAUGGCCACAGCAGUCGAACCACCCCCUCAGUAUUAUUCCGCCAACGAUACCUGCCAUCUUCAACACACAUCAGCCGGAUAUUCCAAACAAGUCAUGCCAACUCCUUUUGUAGCCUACGAUCGGCCAGAAGUGCCAACCGACGACACCAUGAUUCUGUUGGAUGUGUCCGGGUCGAUGGACUUUGACCCACUCCGUCCAAACUACAACCAGUACCUUAUCACAGGUUAUUCUCCAUCUACACAGCCUAAAAACAAAGAUGUUGCCAAAGCCAUCAUCAGACGAUUCACAGAUGCCAUGGCCAACCAUGACCACCAGUUCCGCGGCUAUGAUCUCACCACCUUCUCCAGCCAAGCCAGCUACAUUGGCACCAUCAACCACCAGAACCUCGACGCAAUGUGGCGGAAUGUGCGAAUCGGCGGCGGAACGCGGGUCAUGACCGGCUGGCAGAAAGUCAAGGAAUUGCAUUUCCAAAAACAUUCCGAGUCCGCGGUCCAUCAUCCUGUGUACGGAUGGCAAGCCGGGCCAGAAACACCCAUGUUGCGACUGCUUCUGCUGCUCGAUGGCGAGGCCACCGAUAUGGAUGAGUUUGAACUGGAUCUCUUGGGUCUUUCGUGGGCUCAUGUUACCAUCUUCCUCAUCGGUGUUGAUGGAUGCCCGCAUCAUCAUCGACAUGCGAAUGAGCUGCAACGCAUCAGUGACGUGAAUCACCACGUCUCGUUCGUCGACGCUCAAGGUAACAUGCCCGAGCGGUUCGUCACCCACGAGCUGCUGAAGAGACAUUUGGGUUAUGAGGUUUCCAUGUCGGAUUUUGAGCAGAUGGAGCAGUUGCCUCGGUAUGAAGAUGUCACUUGA
Molecule: messenger RNA, 2352 nt
Organism: Capronia epimyces CBS 606.96
Lineage: Eukaryota; Fungi; Ascomycota; Eurotiomycetes; Chaetothyriales; Herpotrichiellaceae
Exons: 4
Coding region: 1-2352 (783 amino acids)
Source: RefSeq, a predicted model, not a curated record